Lactuca sativa (garden lettuce) is the source of this 1108-nucleotide messenger RNA. Its product is annotated as epoxide hydrolase 2. The record is from RefSeq and is a predicted model, not a curated record. Gene Ontology annotation, molecular function: catalytic activity. NCBI's taxonomy places the organism in Eukaryota, Viridiplantae, Streptophyta, Magnoliopsida, Asterales, Asteraceae.
CAUACACAAACACUCUGGAGAUGGAUCAGAUUGCACACAAAUUCCUACAAGUCAACGGGCUCAAGCUUCACGUGGCUGAGCUCGGCUCCGAGUCCUCGCCGGCGGUGAUAUUCCUUCACGGAUUCCCGGAGAUAUGGUACACUUGGCGCCACCAGAUGAUUGCCGUCGCAAACGCCGGUUUCAGAGUCAUUGCACCCGAUUUCAGAGGAUACGGACUGUCCGAUUCUCCUGCAGAACCCGAGAAAGCCUCCUUCGACGACUUGAUCAACGAUACUGCCUCUAUCCUUGAUUCUCUCGCCAUUUCCAAGGUAUUCGUAAUUGCUAAAGAUUUUGGAGCAAUGGUUGCUUACCCAUUCGCCCUUCUCCACCCACACAAAGUUGCGGGAAUUAUAGCACUCGGCUUGCCCUUUAUGCCUCCAGGUGCCUUCACGCAUCAUUUUGUCCUCCCAGAAGGCUUAUAUGUCCGAAGAUGGCAGGAACCCGGAAGAGCUGAAGCUGAUUUUGGUCGAUUUGAUGUUAAAACAGUAGUGAGAAACAUUUACAUCUUGUUUUCGCAAAGUGAAAUGCCAAUAGCGAAUGAAAACGAGGAGAUAAUGGAUUUGGUCAAACCGUUGACUCGUCUACCAUCUUGGUUGACCGAAGAGGAUCUUUCGGUUUAUGUGGAUUUGUAUGAAAAGUCUGGAUUUCGAACCGCUCUCCAAGUUCCCUAUAGAUCAUUGCAAAUGGUUGGAUCCACAGUACAAGAUCCUAAAAUCGAAGCUCAAACAUUGUUAAUUAUAGGCGAGGAAGAUUAUGCGUUUAAAAUUCCUGGAUUGGAUGAAUACGUAAAGAGUGGGGAGGUGAAGAAGUAUGUACCGAAUCAAGAAACAAUAUAUGUGCCCGGUGGAUCUCAUUUUGUUCACGAGCAAUUCCCUGACCACGUGAACGAAUGCAUCCUCACUUUCCUUGAUAACAACAAGCAUCUUGUGGUAGUUUAGCUCAUUUGCAUAAGUAAAAUUACAAAAGAACCCCUUACAAGUGUUUGUUGUUAUUGUAGGUACACCGAAUACAUUUGUAUCGUGUAUUUGUCUAUGGUUUUUUAAUCAAGUUAAAUGGGUGGGUUUUUUUC